Messenger RNA from Diorhabda sublineata, 2483 nucleotides. Its product is annotated as P protein-like. Gene Ontology annotation, biological process: transmembrane transport. The transcript is spliced from 15 exons. Lineage: Eukaryota; Metazoa; Arthropoda; Insecta; Coleoptera; Chrysomelidae. The record is from RefSeq and is a predicted model, not a curated record. Bases 163 to 2388 code for a protein of 741 amino acids. Gene Ontology annotation, cellular component: membrane.
GUUUAAAGAAAGUUCCUCUAAUUAUGGAGUGCACUGAUAUUGCAGCUCUCGAUGCUUGCGAAUCCUAGUUGCUCAAAAAUUUAGUUUGAAAUUAAUUUUAUUAUAACAUUUUGUCCUAAAUUGGAAUGUUGUAAAACAUCUAAUAAUUAUUAAAUACAUUUAAUGUGGGCUAAUGCGUACAAUAAAGAAAUUACAUCCAAAGUAAAAAUCAGCGUACCAGUACCGGAUACAAAAACUAUAAAUUCAAGAUUUAAUGGUGUUAACACAGAAACAGAAGAUGUUACAAGACAAGCUUUUUUACAAAACAGGGACACCGAAGGAAUGAAAUAUGAUGUGAAACAUUAUUAUAAAAUACUUAAAAUUGGAGGGUUAGUUUUAGUAUGGUUGAUUUGCGGUUACGCACUGUGGGUGAAUAACGAAAGAGAUAAGGAAUCAUACGAACUAAAUAUUCCAAAUGGUUCAUCUUACAGUUUUGUUAUUUACGAGCUUCCAAAAGAUAAUAAAAUAAAAGUGAUACUAGAUGGCCGAUUUCUUCCUCCCUAUUAUGCAAACUUGACAAGAGAACAUAUGGAUGUAUGGGUACAACUUAUGGUGAUGAAAGAUGUACCCACCAAUCCAGAAUACAUUGAUAAUACAAAUGUUAUUUCACUACAGAACGUUUCGGAAAAUUGGCAACUACCAUUGGCAAAUAACAAAUUUCUUGAUCAGAUACCAGAAACGGAAUGUAGUAAAGUGUUUCAGCUGAUACCAUAUGAAACAAAAAAUUUCACCUAUCAUUUGCUUAGUUUACAAUUCAACACAAAUUUACAAUCGAAUUUUACAGUAUCGAUGAAAUAUAAUUUGCAACCGACCAAUCCAGAAGAUGGCGUUUUGUACGCUGCUUUAAUAUUAAUAAUACUUUAUUCCACUAUUAUAUUUGAGGUAAUUCACCGAACUAUGGCUUCUAUUUUGGCAAGCACAAUUUCUGUAGCAGCUUUAGCUGCUUACGAUCAAAGACCAUCAAUGGCAGAACUAAUAUCUUGGAUAGAUAUUGAAACUUUGAUACUAUUGUUUUCUAUGAUGACAAUUGUAUCAAUUUUCAGCGAAACCGGUAUUUUUGAUUACAUCGCAGUUAUUGCAUUCCAAAAAUCUGGAGGUAAGUUGUGGACACUGAUCUACCUUCUAUGCGGAUUAUCAACUCUUACUGCUUGUUUUUUGGAUACGGUCACAGCAGCUCUCCUCGUCACACCCAUUACGAUUAAGCUGUGUGAAGUUAUGAAAAUUAAUCCGAUUCAAAUAUUAAUUUACACAGUAUUAUCCGCGAAUAUUGGAGGAGCUAUAACGCCGAUCGGAGACCCACCUAAUGUCUUAAUUGCCUCUUAUCCAGAUGUAGUUAAAGCUGGUGUCACUUUCGGUAAAUUUACUUUACAUAUGGGCGUCGGAGUUUGUAUAACUCUCGUCGUAAUCGGUCUGCAAAUAAAAAUUUUGUAUAGAGACAUGAAAUAUUAUCAGUCCGAUGAACCACAAGAAAUUCGAGAUUUGAAAAGAGAAAUAGCUGCUUGGGAACGAACUGCAGCCUCUGUUAGUAGUUACAGUAGAGAUGAAAAUAUAAUUAAAGAUACGUUAUUAAAACAAACAGCACAACUUCAAAAUAAAUUGAAAGAUACUGUUAAUAAUUGUUAUUUCACUUCUUACGAUACACGUGUGGAACAGAUAGAAGAUUUAAAAAGACAGUAUCCGAUAAGAAAUAAAUCUUUGUUGAUUAAAUCCGGGAUAACGCUCGCACUGGUUAUAAGCGUAUUUUUCUUGAAUUCAUUUCCAACUUUCUGCAACCUUGGUCUUGGAUGGACAGCACUUUUGGGAGUAAUACUCCUUCUUCUGCUCUAUGAUACAAAGGAUCUAGAAGGAAUAUUUGCCAGAGUUGAAUGGUCAACGUUGAUAUUUUUCGCAUCUUUAUUCAUAUUGAUGGAGGCAUUAUCUCGUUUGGGAUUAAUCGAUUGGGUAGGAAAACAAACACAAUAUGUAAUUACAUCCGUAGGUCCAGAAUCAAGACUGGCCACAGCAUUAGUUUUAAUUUUAUGGGUGUCAUCUGUAGUAUCAGCUCUGGUAGAUAAUCUACCACUCGCAACAAUGAUGAUACGAAUAGCGGCAGACAUGUCCAAUAAUGAAGAUUUACAUUUACCAUUACCUCCACUAAUUUGGGCUAUUGCAUUUGGAUCUUGUCUAGGAGGAAACAGUACUCUGUUAGGAUCAUCUUCAAACAUUAUUUGUGCAGGUGUGGCAGAACAACACGGUUAUCGAAUCACUUUUUUAGAAUUCUUAAAAGUUGGGUUGCCAGUGAUGUUAUCCAGUACAGUUGUUAUAACUUUAUACUUAUUAUUAUGUCACGUCAUUUUAAAUUGGCAAUAAGUGGAGAUUUUAUUGUUCAUUUCAGGAAUAUAUUGUUUUAAUUAUCAAAUGAUAUUUAUGUAAAUAAAGUAAAACCAUGUUUUAAUUUCAUCUUA